Petromyzon marinus (sea lamprey) is the source of this 10589-nucleotide messenger RNA. RefSeq names its product glycerol-3-phosphate dehydrogenase 2 (gene GPD2). NCBI's taxonomy places the organism in Eukaryota, Metazoa, Chordata, Hyperoartia, Petromyzontiformes, Petromyzontidae. Gene Ontology annotation, biological process: glycerol-3-phosphate metabolic process. Gene Ontology annotation, molecular function: glycerol-3-phosphate dehydrogenase (quinone) activity; calcium ion binding. Gene Ontology annotation, cellular component: mitochondrion. The record is from RefSeq and is a predicted model, not a curated record.
AUACACAGGACUGCGCUGCAUUGGCUCAAUGCUCCUAACUUUAAAUAGCCGUGAUCUUGAACUUGGAUGGGCGCGCGUGGAUUAACUGCUCAGGGUGAUAGCUGUGACACUUUUGCGCAUUGGGCGAACGCUAUAAAACAGCCAGCGCUUAGUCAGGGACUUGGCCUUUCGCAUUGUGAUGUAGCUUAUCUCGUUUCAGUCUGUGCUUCCUAUAUACAUCCAAGGUAUCUGCUGCAAUAGCAUAGACAGUUACGUGUGCGUUGCAUUGGCGAUACACAAUAACAUCUGCGACAAUACACAGGACUCUACGCAAUCAUGGCGUUCCGCAAAGUGGUGACAGGAAGCCUGCUUACAGCCGGAGGGGCGCUCGUGACUGUGUAUGGACUCUCGGAGCUCAUGGAAUAUAAGAAGCACAAGGCGCAACUCAGGAGUGUGGCGGCUGCCGAGCGCUUGACCCACGAGCUGCCCCCUUCAGGGAUGCCAUCGCGCGACGCCCAGCUCAUCAGCCUGCACACCACCAAGCAGUUUGACGUCCUCGUCAUUGGCGGGGGCGCCACAGGCUGCGGCUGCGCGCUUGACUCCGUCACGCGAGGUUUGAAGACGGCGUUGGUUGAGAAAAAUGACUUCUCCUCUGGGACGAGUAGUCGCAGCACAAAGCUCAUUCAUGGGGGUGUCCGGUAUCUCCAGAAAGCCAUCAUGAGGCUGGACACCGAGCAGUAUCGCAUGGUGAAGGAGGCUCUUCACGAACGAGCCAACUUGCUGGAGAUCGCACCUCAUCUCUCCACCCCACUGCCGAUUAUGCUGCCUGUCUACAAAUGGUGGCAGCUGCCCUAUUACUGGUUUGGGAUUAAGAUGUACGACUUGGUUGCUGGCAGCCAGUGCCUUCGGAGCAGCUACCUGAUCAGCAAGAGCCGGGCUCUGGAGUUCUUCCCCAUGCUUAAGCGAGACAAGCUUGUUGGUGCCAUCGUCUACUACGACGGGCAGCACAACGAUGCACGGAUGAACAUCGCCAUCGCUCUGACGGCCGCACGGUAUGGGGCGGCCGUGGCCAAUCACACGGAGGUGAUGCAACUGCUCAAAAUUGCAGACCCAGAGACGGGCAAAGAGAAAAUCUGUGGCGCAAGAUGCCGCGACAACUUGACUGGAAAGGAAUUUGAUGUUCGCGCCAAGUGCGUUAUCAAUGCAACAGGUCCUUUCACAGACAUACUGCGCCAGAUGGAUAACAAAGAUACCCCAAAAAUUUGUCAGCCAAGUGCUGGUGUCCACAUAAUAAUGCCCGGCUAUUACAGCCCAGAUAAGAUGGGUCUGCUGGACCCUGCCACCAGCGAUGGCCGGGUCAUCUUCUUCCUGCCGUGGGAGAGGACAACGGUGGCGGGAACCACCGACACGCCCACUGAAAUCACGGACACGCCCUCCCCACGCGAGGAGGACAUCCAGUUCAUCCUCAACGAAGUCCGGAGCUACCUCAGCCCCGACGUGGAAGUUCGCCGAGGAGACGUUUUAGCGGCCUGGAGUGGGAUUCGCCCUCUGGUGACAGACCCUAACUCAAAGGACACGCAGUCCAUCUCCCGCAACCACGUAGUGCACAUCAGCGAGAGUGGCAUGGUCACCAUUGCCGGUGGCAAGUGGACGACGUACCGCUCGAUGGCGGAGGACACUCUGAACGCGGCGAUCGCGGCGCACGGCCUGCGGGCCACGUCGCCGUGCCGCACCGUGGGGCUGCUGCUGGAGGGGGCGCACGGCUGGACCCCCACCCUCUUCAUCCGCCUCGUGCAGGACUACGGGCUGGAGAGCGAGGUGGCAAUGCACCUGGCCUCCAGCUAUGGGGACAAAGCUUUUCAAAUCGCCAAGAUGGCAAAGGUGACCGGGAAGCGGUGGCCCAUCGUCGGCAAGAGGCUCGUCUCGGAGUUCCCGUACAUCGAGGCUGAGGUGAAGUUCGCCAUCCAGGAGUACGCGUGCACGGCCACGGACGUGAUCGCGCGCCGCACGCGCCUGGCCUUCCUCAACGUGCAGGCGGCGGACGAGGCCCUGCCGCGCGUCAUCGAGAUCAUGGGCAAGGAGCUGAACUGGAGCGAAAAGCGCAAGCAGGAGGAGCUUGAAACUGCCAAGACGUUUCUCUACACUGAGAUGGGUUACAAGGCACGAUGGGAGCAACUUACAGACACCUCCGAAAUUAACCUCAACCCAGCCGAAAUCGAUCGAUACAAGAAAAGAUUUUUAAAGUUUGACAAAGAAAAUAAGGGCUUCAUCACCACCGUAGAUUUGCAGGCAGUUCUGGAAAGUGCCGGUGACCAGAUUGAUGAAAACACACUGCACGAGAUUUUGAACGAAGUGGAUCUGAACAAGAAUGGGCAAGUGGAGCUGAAUGAGUUCCUUCAGCUGAUGAGUGCGGUCAAGAUGGGCUCGGUGUCGGAGAGCAGGUUGGCCACUCUGAUGAAGCUGGCAGAGAAUUUCUCGGGAGCAGAACAGCAGCACAAGCCGCAGAGAGAAGCCAUCCCCGUGGCCCGGAGCGGAGGUGGACUCUAGUCUGCGUCAUCACCACAAAUUUCUUCUGAGUCUCUCAAGAGUUUUGUCAAAAUUGCGCACAUACCAACUAUAAGGCAGCUUUACUUUACAAUGCAAGUAGCAUAUGCAGUGCCUCUUUGCAGUCCCCGUUCGCUCUGGUGACCAAUUUAGUAGCAUUGUCGCAUCUGCCGCAAUGGGCCUUUCUUUAGUGCUCAUUGUUUGCAUGGCAAACGCCAGACGUGGUGCCAAAAUUGUUCAUAUGUUGACAGUGCCAUAAGAAUAUCAUCUUGUGCAUGUGUGUGAUGCAUGUAUGUUAUCAUAAGAUCAUUGGUUACACUGCGCAGUUUUAUUUGCGGACAUUGGUUCACUUUCAUCUAAUGGUUUCAAGCUGUGGCUAUUUGAGGUUUAUUUGCAUGAAGGUACAAAGUCUUAAACUCUUUGCUUGGAAUAUUUCAUUUUGCUUAAAGUAGUUUAUGUUCUUGUUUUUAUGAUAUUUUAAGGUUGGGUAUCUAUUGAUCUCAAUAUAAUAAUAUAUUGAUAUAGAGUUGCCAGAUUAUAUACAAUUUCAAUUGCUCAUUCAUACAUUUCACGUGCCAUAGCAACAAAACGCACAAGAGAAAGCAUGGACAAAUGAAUAGAUUUCCAUUGAUUGUAUUUCAUUUAUGAUUUUAUAACUUUUCUAAGCACUGCAUACCUUGAUUUAUGAUUGAUUGGGACAGAGUGCUGAAUGCAUGAUUGUCUGCUGUAAUGCUUUGAGGCUUAUUUUUGCUUAUAUUACAUUCACCGAGUGCAUUUCCUUCAUCCAUAUAUGUUCACAUCUCUUGUCUGCAGUGCACGACGUGAGAACAGUUGAGCAUGGAAAUACGAUCAACCCAUUUGUAUUGCAGGCAAACCACUCGUAGAGAGCCGUUCUGAUCUCAUGUCAGUCUUCGUUUUGUAUUUGCUUUAGCCAUAGGUAUCAUUCUGCUUCACUUGGCUGAGAAUCCCCUCUUUGUAAUAUAAGUGAAUGCAGUCUGUUGAGAUAAGACGUGAACUAUGGUGUGGCAAACGUGCCUGACAUCCAGCUUCAGCACAGGUGGGUUCCAGCUUAAGGAGCGAAGGAUUUGGAUGGCUUGGCAGAAUCCUGCUCCUGAUUGAGCGUGAAACACACAGUGACGCGAGUGCAUGGUGUCUGCAGCACUGUGCCAGCUAUUGCUCGAGGAAAUACACUGGGUGAGAGGGUCCUGGGCUACUGCUACAUUCAUCGCUGAUUUUUUGCAUGAAACUAAUUUUGCGCUGUAUUUCAGCCGAAUUAUCUACUGUAUGCAGUUGGUUUUGUUAUUGUACUAAAAUAAAACAAGCAUUUACAUGCUGUGUCUUGUAGUUGCAUAAUUUGUUGCAUGUAUAAUUAGGGACAAAAUUUCCUUAUGACACUAACUUAUUUUGGCUAAAAAAUGCUUAAGCUGAUUAUUGAACUGAAAACAAGUGUUAUUUGUUACCUAUCUACGUGACUUUACCGAAAGACCCAAAGAAUAUGAUUUAAAUAAAAUGAUAUUUCAGUGUCAGGCUAGUUAAAAUGAUCUUAUAUUUUAUUGGGCUAGUCUCCAUCUGUUUCAUCUAUAUGGAAGUGUUUCCCCCUCAUCUGGAGUUUCUGUCGGUGUACUGGUUUCUGUACACAUACACACUCGGCUGAAAACAUAUAUCAAGGACUCCAGAGCUUGGCCGAUUGUUGGUGCCGGUUAACCACGUUGCUGCCUUCCUGCUUGUCUAUGGUUUCUCGCGCCUUAGAGUAAUUCCUUGAGAGUGAGCGAAUACUGUGCGUGUUACAAAAUUCAAUUAUUAUUAUGAACUUCACACAGUGCAGGUCGGCAAUUUCAGAUUUUAUUACAACUGCCAUCACACUUCUCAUGAAGAGUAGAUUAAAACGUCACCUGUUGCACGCACCCAGAAUUAUGUACAACAUGCAGGGGCUUCCCUGAGACACAACAGCCCAUCACGUGACAUCAGAAAAACUACCUUCUGCAAUGCUUCGAUUUUUGGGCCUACGCCCUUCUACACCAGUCUGAAUCAAAACGGCCUGUGUGCUCAUGGGGCCACCUGUCUGAUAACACCUGGAUGAACUAUGCACCUGGGUGCUGUCGAAGACACUUUGGCAAGGGAAGGCAUUUUGGACACCAAAGUAGAAUGACAGACUGGGCAAAGCAGUUAUUAUUGUCAAGAGGUGGUGGGCGAAUGAAGGCCUACCUGGUAGCUCAUCACAUGGCCGUCUUGGUAGAGAUGGUGUCUUGGGUGUGUUUGCACAUGAGGGGACUAAAGUGGGGUCUGUUCGACCAGUUAUCAGCCAGUAACUCCCCAUUGCUCACAGGCUAAAAGCCAAUCCAAUUCUGGGUCUAUUCUUGUUCACCAGUGGCCUCUAAAUUAUGUAAUAUAAUCUCAAGUCGUACUCUGCUUCUUUUUCUUCAUCUUGAUUUCUGCUCCAUAGCUUUGUUCAUCUCUCGUUGUUCUCAAGAUGUGACCUGCCUGUUUUUACUUUAUUUAUUUUUUGCGUUAACAAGGGCAUCAUGACCCCUAGUUUUUUUCCUUAAUUAUUUUCGUAACUUAUUUCUGACUUUUAAAAAGCUUAUUUUUACAAACAUUUGGAAAACGUAUUGGAUUGCCAGUGGGGCCCCUUUCCAUUGAUACAUUAGACAAUGUAUCAGGUGGCCAUGGGAGACGGUGGUGGGUGCCGUGGAUGCGCAUUUCAAAAGGAAACCCUUAACCUUUUUCUGAGAAUAGGUGUGGAUAGAAAUGGAUGCAGGUCUCUUCAGUUUAGGAGGCCCAUUGUGAAUAGGUUGUGCUUCAAGGCCAGUGAUUCCGAGCAGAGGAAAGCUCAUGUAUCAAUAUGCUGGAGCACAGCUCCAUCAUGUUGGUUUUACAAUGGUUGGCCACGCAGUGAUGGUAGGGAAAUGUUUUUGUCCAGUAUGUCAAUAUGGCCGUAGUGGUGGUGAAUCAGCAAGGCUCGCCGAGCCUUAUUCUGGAAAUAGUCUUUCAUGUUACUCUGGUGGGUGGUGAGCCACGACGUUCGAUUCACGGCAAGGCAUAUGGUAUGUGUGGAUAGUUGCAUGGCAGAUUUGAUCGAUGGGAGAAGGUAAACCCAGGUGAGUGGACCUGCAUCCAAAAACCUUUGCCCACAUUGUUUCCAAGUUCAAAUAGUCACUAAAUCACUGGUUUUCAUCAAACGGACAACGUGAAAAGACCAGUUUAUUGGCUCUUCCACUUCAGGGUGUUUGUGAUGAAUUUCUUGAUUUCCCCAUGUGGUGCAUGUUCCUUCAAGUUUCAUUGAUCUCCAAGGUCCUGGAGAAACUGACUAUGGAAGGGGCACGAGCAAUCCUCAUCACUAAACUAAGGCAGGACGUCUUGGGUCUCAGAUCCCAUGGUUCUCUUCGAGGAUGAGUAUUGGCCUCUUCGUCUGAUAUCAGUGAAUUCAGAUUCAGUUGAAAGAGCGAGUUUAGAUUUCAAUAAUUUAGGGCCACUAUGAGAGGUGCAAAGUUUGAUUCUGAAGUGGUGGAUAUCCUCUGGUGCUUUUAUAACUGUACCAGGAAGGGUUUUGUUGUAUGAUGUGCUGAGAGACAUUUGAUGUAUCUUAUUUAAAAACAAAAUUGUGGACUGUGUUUUUAGUGGCAGAGGGACCUCUCUUUGGCCAUCCUGAAAGUGAGGGCCUCAACCAUAUCGGCUUCCCACAGUUUAAAGGAAUGGUGAUCGGUCCUUUAUGAAUAAUAGCAAGAUUUGCUUGGGAAUUAAGCAGCAAAAGCCGUUAAUUGUGGCAGGGUUUGCCCCUUAGAACCAGCACAGUUUGGAAUGCUCUGCAGGCCGUCGCAUGAACUACUGGCUACUUGUUCUGAGAAGCUGCUGACCAUCGAGGCAGUAUUGUGGCCAUUACAUCGGUGAGAAGGGUCCGUGAGAUUUCAGGCCUUUUGCCCGAAUCCUUGCUGGUAUUCGGUGGAAGCCAGGUUGCAUUUCUUGAAUCGAAUGAGGGCACGUUCCUUUUACCUCUGGCUGACUAAGGCAUGGCGCACGUAGGAUCUGAUUUCUAUUCUGUGCGGAUUGAUAAAGAUGCGGCUUCGAAGCAGCACACAUUGCUUGAUGUGUACGAGAGUGUAUCCAGGAAGCAGAGGCCAUGGUCGGAUUAGCAAGUGCAGCCUCUUUCACCAGAGCCACGGCAGUGUCUUGGGCAAGCAUGUCCGGCGUUUCCUUGGAGGAAAUCUGUAGAGUGGCAGUGUGAAGGCUUGUCGCAUACAUUCAAAAAAUAUUACAAACUUGACGGUGGGUUGUCAGGGUGGCUGUGUUGGAAUAGUGAUUCUCUCCCACGGCGGUAUCGAGAUUAAUCUAUUUGAAGUAAUCAAAUAGAUUAAUAUCGGUUGUGUUUGGAUUUUGUCUCACCAGUAGUAUAUUGGCUUUGGCACCGGUCUUAUUCGUCAUGAGGAGCAUAUUGACGAGCAUCGUAAGAAAACCUGGGCUUUAGUCACUUACGUCACGCCCGACUUUUGGAGGUGUCUGUUACACGCUUUACUCCCUACCAGCUUCCUUGUAAAAACGCUUCAUUUGGGUGGGUAGUGUUGGUGUUGGUGAGGACAUUUGUUCACGUUCUUGAUGUAUUUUGGCCCUGUUGAUGGUUUGUGGGGCGUCUUGAGGUAUUAUGGGUUUUUUUUUUCAAUGCGCGAGUUUCAGUGACCCACGGUGAUUGGUGGCUAGGAUAGUAAUUGUAUGGGCUCACGUGACAGAGCUGUUGCGUAUACUUCGGUAAUGCGAUGACGCCCCGGUGAGGUCCUUGUGUGAGCAUCGAUUUCUGGAUGCAGACACCAGGUGGCGCACUCCUAUACUGCUCAUGAGGAGCGUAUCGACGGCUGCACAUGAAUACAGGUGUCCCUCGAUUUACGAAAGGGAUGCGUUCUUAAAAAAAAACACGCGUAAACUAAUUUUCGUAAAUCGGAAUGACUUUUCCCAUUAAUUUAAUACAAAAUUAGGUGUUUCGGACAGUCGUUCCAACCCUACUCCUAAGCAAAAAAAAAUUCACAAUACAAAAUAAUAAUGAACUAUUUUUGCGAUUAUAUACAAAUGUAUAAAAAUAAAAAGACAUUCAACUUUUCAGGGAACUCGCCAAAAUGACUGGAAAGGCGAUGUGGAGGCGUUACUGUUGCACUGCACGGAUUCUGUGUUGCUCGUGGAUGGAUGAUGCAGCCUCCCGGACGCUUCUUGUUUGACAUGGCGCAUGCCAUGUGAGAUUUCAUCCGUGCGGAGAUUCGAUUUCGUUAAUCGAAACGUGUCUAUAGUUUGUCAAUUGCGUUUGCGUGAAAAUUCGUAAAACUGAAUGUUCGUAAAUCGAGGAAUACAUGUAUACAGGCUUUAGGUAACUAAAGUCCAGUUUUAUUCAGUAAAAUGCUUGACCAGCGUCAUGAGCAACGAUUGUUACGUGGUCGCCCUUUCUCUGUUUAACGAUGUAUGAUCUCCCGAUUGCUUCCAGAUUCAAUGUUUGCACACAUUUUAUUCCUGUGUCCUUUUUAUCUUCAUGUUCAAGGGCUACUACUUUUUGUAUAUUUUCAUCUUUUCAGUGGAUUCGUUUGCAAAUUCGUGCCAAUUAAUGUGUAAAUGACCGUAUUUUAUUUCAUAUGUGCAGUGGGCAUUGUGCUUUGAUUUUAGAAUUAUCUGUGAAGUGCACAAAUAAUUUGCCGUAUGUGAUAGGGCAGUACCGAUCAAUCCAUCGCAGUACCCGAAUACAAUAUCUGCUCCCCGCGUUCACCAACCUGCACUUACAAACGUGGUAAAGUAUGGUUAUUUUACAUCCACGACUCAUAGGAUGGCAAGGCCCUCAUCAAGCAGUGGGGACUGACACAAUUGACUAGACAUGCCCAUGAAGGGGUUUAAUUUUCCAUAUUUAAAUGUAAUCUGAAGUUGUUGCCAAAUGCAGGCACCUUGAUUUGUUGGAGUGCAGUACCCCUCUAUACGUUGCCAUGGUUACAAGUUUUUAAUGCAAUUUUGCUUUCAUGUACCGUCACUAAAUUUUUAUAUUAUGAGGCAACUUGACCAAUUCUACGUAAGGCAACGGAUCUCAUUAAUAUACUCUAGGCAAGAUAUCUCGGAUGUAUCUUUUUAUUUUAAAACAUUGUAUUUUAAUCAAUUGUAAUCACAGGUUGGUCCUAAUUGUAAUGACAUUUUGGCAAUCAGAAUUGUUAUGAGCUCUCAUUGUAGCAGUUCUCACGAAUCGCAUACAGUAUUAUGAAAACACAUACUGUGGAAGCAUUGCAUAAAGUCUGGUUGUUACACAAGUAUACGAGGUUGUACAUCUUGGAAGGGAAUUGGCUGAGGUUGAUUUGUUGCAUUUCCAGAGCUACAGCCUUGUUUGGUAAAUAGAAGCAUGAGUUUGUGAUUAUAUUAUGUAAUAUUCUAUUUCAAUUGUAAGAACCAAGUUUAUUUUUCCACGAUAAAUCCCCUCUAAAAUAGGCAAUCGGCCCAAAAUUGCUAAAUAAAUGUAAACUGUUCCCAAGCAGUGAAAUUGAGUUCCGUGGCUAACAAUUACGACUCAAAUAAUUUCACAGUGUAAGCGUGCAGCUCCGGCGACAUGUGUAUAGAGGAAGAAAUAACAACUUUUGGAAGGCCAACACACACCAAACAAUAGGGCAGGCUUGGGAUUGCGGAUGUCUGUCGAGUGUUCUGGUUUGUCACCGUGACAGCGCGUUCCCUCUCUGCUCUUCUCUUGGGAGACUGUCAUUUUAUCGCCAAAAGCAAUACAGUACUGUAUUUACAAAUACGCUCCUUACUCUGAACAUGCAUUACUUAGCAUAUUGAACACCUUCGUCAAUGACACUGCUCGAAACAGUAAAGUUAUAUAAAUUGCGACGUUUUUGGGGCAAUGGCACGACGCAAGUUCGUUGCCCGAAACGUCGCCGCUUGUACGUCAUCGUUUGGGCAGUGCUAUUGACGAAUGUCUUUGUUUUUGUUGUUGGUGAUUUGCGCUUGUGCACCACCGGCCAGCAAUAUUGAAAAUGCAUUGGAUGUUUUCACUUUUUGGGGGGAAUAUUGUUUACCAGUUUAAUGAUGGGUCAUGUGUCUUCUUGCCCACAGCAAAUCACCCAGAAUAUGCUCACCUCAUCUCACCAGAUCAUGGAAGCCAAGUUAAGUUGAGCCUGGAUAGUUUUGGAUGGGUGGACUACUCAUGCAUAAACAGGUUGCCAUCGGGAUGCAUGUCUACGUGGUGAGCGCGUGCAAAACAUUGCAGCAAACCCCACUGUUGUACCAUACUUAUAUGCUUUCACCAACCAACUGACCACGGUCAUGAAUGAUGAGCAAAUAAACCCCAGUGACCUGCACAAGCUUGGGGAUACUCUAAUUCAGCAGUGGAUUGACAUAAAUGGCUGUACAUAUGCGUUGACGCCUUGAUUCCAAGUUACUGCAUGUGGAUGGGAAAUAUCAAACACAUUUUCGUAAAAUUCACAUUUAGUCUACAUAUUUUGUCUGAUAAAAACACACGUAAACUACAUAUUACUAAAUCAUUGUGUGCACCCCUCCGUAAAACAAUUAUACACCUUUGUCCUGAGCUCAAAUAUAAAUAUCUAGGGGAGAAGAUCUUAUGUCUACAAUCAAACAUACCCUAUAAUUAACAUUACUGUGCCAAAAAGCCAACCCUAAUCCCAAGCUAAUUUCAGUCGGACUCCUAAUAGCACUGUGACGCCUGCAUUAUUAUCUGUUGUGUCAGGAAAAUACAGCAUGAGGAGUGGAGGCGUGCGGCAGUUAAGACAAGGGUAUAAUUUAUUAGGACCGAUGCUUAAAAAGGUGCGUUGGAUAGCAUUUUGCAUCUUGUUCAGCGUAUUUUGCAUAAAGUAAGUGGGCAUUAAUCAAAAGGUGCGUUCCAAGCACUUUAUUGUAAUUGUGGUCAUAUUCAGCCUUGGAGUAACAAAUAGCCAUUACUUGAAAGGUGCGAGAUAAGCACUUUUUGGUUUUGUUUGCACCCAAACUAUUUAUUGAAAAAAUGCAUAAAUGUGAAAGAGCGCUAUGCCUUUGGUUGUACAUACAUAUAUUUGAUCACUCCGGUAUAUCUUUUAGAAUAAUAAUAAAAAAAUGCUUUCAAGCCA